Molecule: messenger RNA, 1530 nt
Organism: Zygosaccharomyces rouxii
Lineage: Eukaryota; Fungi; Ascomycota; Saccharomycetes; Saccharomycetales; Saccharomycetaceae
Gene: MON1
Product: guanine nucleotide exchange factor MON1
Exons: 1
Coding region: 1-1530 (509 amino acids)
Biological process (GO): vesicle-mediated transport; protein targeting to vacuole
Cellular component (GO): fungal-type vacuole membrane; Mon1-Ccz1 complex
Source: RefSeq, a predicted model, not a curated record
AUGGAUUUAGACGAAUCUUAUGUGGACGACAGAAGAGAAAGGGCCAAUGAGCCACUAUAUAUACCACCAAUAGCUGCGGAACCAACUACAUCAAUAAACUUAGCUCAAACUCUUUUCCAACCGUCAGAAUUUGACGAAAGUUUGGAAGAUCAAUUGGCUCAAAGUAUAAGCUCAUGCGAUAGAAGACAUCCAUUAGUAUCUACAGAGAUUCCAAAUGUGUUCCCUCAUCGGUAUGACAAGAAUUUUUUAAUCCUAACAUCAGCUGGUAAACCUAUUUAUGCAAUGAAAGAUGGCGAUGGUACGAUUGCGUACAUGGGGGUUAUCCAUACGAUAAUGAACUACUUCAAAUUGAAAGAGGAUCAGGACUUAAGAUGUAUUGAGAAUGGUGAUGUCAGAUUUGCAUUUUUAGACCGUGAACCUAUUGUCCUAGUGGCAUAUUCGGCAAGAGGUGAAACUAGUAACGAGUUAUUCAGCCAAUUGGAUUUUCUACAUUCAUACUUACUAUCAUCAUUAAGUGAAAGGCAACUAUCAAAAAUAUUCAGCAAAAGACAGAAUUUCGAUUUGAGAAAUUUCCUUGAAUCUACAGAUUUCGAAAACCUUGAUGAGAUUUGUUCAUUACUAUGUGAAAGGCUGUAUCCUGAUGCACUGUUGGGUGCACUAAGGUCGCUAUCCAUGAAGAAAUCCCAUAGAGCUCAGUUGCAUGAGGCCAUGUCUCAACAAUUGACCAAAGAAAAGGAUUUACCAAGAGGAACUCUUUUAUACGGACUCAUUGUGGCGCCUGAGAAUAAAUUAUGUUCCGUGUUACGCCCCAAAGGUCAUACUUUGCAUACAACAGAUUUACACCUUUUAUUCUGCUUAAUAUUCCAUAGGUUCCAGAACUUAGACGAUAGUCAAGAGCUUUGGGUCCCCAUAUGUUUUCCUAAAUUUAACGCUAACGGGUUUCUUUACGGUUAUAUCAAAUUCUUACCCAAGUGCAAUUCCAUUUUAGUACUGAUAAGCGCUCAAAAGGAUGCAUUCUUCAAUUUAAAAUCAUUUGCUGAUCAUUUAAUCAAGGAUAUUUCCAGUAAUGGCCUCCUAGAAGAAAUCCAUAAGGCCAAGGGAUUUAAGAUUAGUGAUAUUCCGGCACCGUUGGUACAUCAUUUCAUUUACAAAUCUAAAAAGCACGUUCAAUACGUGAUGCCAGAAUUAGAACUUCACAGUGAUACUGAACCCGAACAAUUGAUAGAGUUAGAACGGAAAUUUAUGACCUAUUACCAACAAAUUCAUAACUCUGUGGUGCGUGAUGAUGGAUUGGCUUUCAACAAAUCAUGUCUAAAUUUUAUCAGAUGGGAUUCCGAUGCGAUUGAACCAUCAGAAGAACCAAUUGCCAUGUUGGGUUUAGGUUGGAUUACACCCAAAUUUGAGCUCUAUUUGAUAUGUAAUAAUGGUGUGGAUGAUAAACACGUUAUCUUUGAGAGUGCAAAGAGAAUUAUUUCGUGGUGUCGAAAGCAUGAAUCAAGGUUGUUUGUUAAUGAAGGUGCUAUAUUUUAA